Molecule: messenger RNA, 5181 nt
Organism: Parasteatoda tepidariorum (common house spider)
Lineage: Eukaryota; Metazoa; Arthropoda; Arachnida; Araneae; Theridiidae
Gene: l(3)76BDm
Product: trafficking protein particle complex subunit 8 homolog l(3)76BDm
Cellular component (GO): TRAPPIII protein complex
Molecular function (GO): protein binding
Source: RefSeq, a predicted model, not a curated record
UUUUUAGAAUCCGAAAACAUUUCUUGUUUGUUUGGACACCCACUGAAAGGAAUGAUUGAAGGAAGAAAUGUGAAAGAAUGUAAAAUUAUCAGUGCAUAAGAUGUAUAAGCGUAAAAACAACUCACACAAUCUCUUUUUUAUGGAGUAAUAUUUGAUUUAAUUAAAACAAAUUUUUUCUGGGUGCUUUCGUUUGAUUAUGGAAACUAAAUAUGUUAUUUACAUUUAGAUUAGUUUUACUAAUCCCAUUACAUUUAAUAGUAAAUAACACCUUCCCCAACAUUCAAGUUACUAGGUGAAUUCAUUAUCUUAGUUACUACACUUGAUUAAGAAAGCAAGCACCAUGGCAACUUGUAAACAAACUGCUUAUGAAUUAAUACAAGAUGUAUUUUCUCCUUGUGUAGCAGUUCUUUGCAGUAGUGAUGUCGAUCAAGUGUGUGCAAAAAACAAUCUAACAUUUGUGCAAAUGAUACAACCAUUCUGUAGAUUAAAUACUGAAGCUACUAUAAGAGAUUCAAAUAAUGUACCUUGUGCCAUAAAGAAUUUUCGUGUCAUAAUGAAGCACUUGCAUGCGCAACCUCCCUCACCAUCUGCAGGGAAAAAAAUGAUGCAUGAUGCUGUAUCAUCAAAUAAUUUACUAGGUUCUGAAGGAAUUUUGAUGAAUACUUUGGAGACAGAAAAUUAUUAUCUAAAAUAUUGUUCUACUACUCCAUGGUUUGAAGCAUACAGGGAGGUUUUUUUUCAAGUUACUUCCUCACCUGAGCAUGAGUUUAUUCACAAUUAUUUAUCAUGUAUAUUUGUUGUAUCUUCAUCACAUCAAGAUCCCCUGAGCCAAAUUAAUGAAUUGUCACAGCAACUUAUUCAAUACCAGCAAAGUUCUCAUAAUUCUAGGUGGUUUUUUACUCAAGUGCUUACUUAUUAUCUUCUGGUUCAUGAUGUGUCAUCUGAAGAUUUAGCUAAAGCAGAGGCUGUGUAUCAAAGUAUGAAAAGUUCAUUUGGAUCAACAUCUUGUCAUCUUCUUCAAAUAAAUUCUACAACUGGUGCAGUUCAAAGUGCCACUCAUGACAGAGAAUCUUCUGACAACAUGCCUGAUCCUUGGAGCCAAUUUUUGCCUAAAUACUAUGUCCAAAAUAAUAUUUCUUCAAAUACUCAAGCAUCGGAAGAAAAUCAUGUAGAAAUUGAUGACGGUAAAUCUGUUGAUGAUUCAGCUGAAGGACAACAGGAAUUGAAUUCUAUUCAUCAUCCCCUACUUAAUAAUUCUGAAGCUGUUGCUGUGCUUUCUGAUUCUUUGCUAGGAAAUUCAACGGAUGAUGUUUCGGGACUCUCAAACAGGUUUUCUAAAAGUAGUGCCCGCUCAAAAAAACAUGGCUUGUGUCUAACACUGAGUGACAUAGAUCGUAUUAAGUGUUUUGUCCAAGAUUUUUGCAUUCAAAGUCUCAUUCCUUUUGUUGAGAAGAGAGUAAAAAUACUAAAUGAACAGGUAGCCAACCGCAAAGGAAUUCAUAGAACUAUAUUUGGAGUCACCAAAAAGUUUUUUGGCAAUAAACCAGGAGCUCAAAGCCCAGCAUCAUCAAUGAAUUCUGUUGUGUACGGACCAGAUGCCCCUGAACUACAAGUCCGGAAACUUGGCGAUUUGGCAUUUAUGUUUCAGUUGUAUGAACUGGCUUAUCAAGCUUAUCAUACUGCCAAACGUGAUUUCAGUGCAGAUCAAGCUUGGCUGCAUUUUGCUGGUGCUUCAGAAAUGGCUGCUUUGUCUGCAUUUAUGCAAAAUAACCCUGCUCAAGAAUAUCCAUUACGAUACAUAGAAAGUGCUAUUAACACAUAUCUUCAUCCUUGCAAAUUACCUGAACUGGCCAUUCGAGCUACACUUUUAAGCACUGAGUGCUUGAAAUCAAAAGGCAUGUAUAAAGAAGCUGCAGAGCAAUUUGUUAGAUCGCCUAUUGAUGCAGAUUUGCCUACUGCACUUUGUUUGGAACAAGCUGCAUAUUGUUACAUUAAUUGUAAACCUCCGAAGAUAAGGAAAUAUGGAUUUUAUGUGAUUCUUGCUGGUCAUCGAUUUAACAAAGCUGGUCAAAGAAAGCAUGCACUUAGGUCCUACAAGCAAGCGGAGCAGAUAUAUCGGUCAAUAGGCUGGAACUUUGCUAAUAAUCAUAUCAGUUUUACUGUUGGACGUUUAUCGAUUCAACAAAACCAACUUGAAAGUGCUUGCUCUGCUUAUGAGCCUUUAUUAGUAUCAAACUGUUUACUCCCUGUUGCUGAACAAUCAGGUUAUCUUUGGGAUUAUCUAUUUGUUCUUAAGAGGUUCUUAGCCCAGAAACCAAUCAAAGGUCUUCCUUCUCUACCUGUUCCUUUUGUACAAUCUGAAGCUACAAAGGUUCUUUUAGCAGAGGAUACAAAUUUUGAUGAAAAAGGCCUACUUGAAGUGAGUGGUCGAGGUUUUGAUCGGAGUGAUAUUAAUAACAACAUUUGGGAAAAGCUAGAAGAAAUAGUUGUUAAUCGAACAUUAAAUAAUUCAUUUUACUACAAUCAGUUGCAGUGCUUCACUAGUAAAACUGAUAAUUCUCAUAAGCCAAAAGCUGUAGUUGAUGAAACAAUAACAGUAGAGUUGGCAAUAAAAAACCCGCUGUCUGUUUGUCUUACCAUUGAAAAUAUUUAUCUGUUAUGGACAUUUAUUCCUCAGUCUAAUAGUGAUGAAGUAGGAUCAGUUCUUCAAAAUGAGCCAGGUCUCAACCAGCCUGAUAUACUUAAUGCAGUUGCUGAAACUGUAAUUUUACCAAAAGCUGUAAUUGAACCAUACCAAGUAAAAAAGAUUCAUCUUGUAUUGUUACCUAAACAGACAGGAGAAAUAUCCAUAACAGGCAUUACAUAUAACUUAGUAGCUUCAACGCUGGACAAAGAUUUAAAUGGAGGUAAUACUGAGGAGGAAAAAACUUCUGUUCUUUCCAUUAGAGGUAAACAGCUUUUUACAACCAGAGGGCCAAGAUUGAACAAAACAUCCCAGCAGCGAGCCACCAAGGUUUAUGCCGAAGAUAAUAGAUUAAGUAUUAGCAUAUUGGAACCUUUGGCGAAAUUGCAAGUGAAGUUUCAGUCUUUCCCGUAUAGUUUCUUCUGCGGUGAAGUGAAAAAAGUAAUAGCAAAACUUACUAAUGUCGGAAAACAUAAAUUAAAGCGAGUGAUAGUUGCCUCUCCUACUCCUGGCCUGUUUGCGAUUGGAAUUCCUGGUGACAUAAAUAAUCCAAAUGCCAUUUUGAAAGAAAUAACUUCUUCAAGGCAGCCUUCUCCUGUGAUGUCAAAGUGGGAACCAGAUUGGAUGAUAGAAAUCCUCAUGCCUGAUGGAGAACCAUGUGCAUUAGAUCCAGGCACCUCCAUAGAAAUACCAGUCUGGUUUAAAGGACCAGAAGCACCAGGAGAUCAUGAUUUAGAUCUUCUGUUUUAUUAUGAAAGUGAACCACCCCAGCACAAACUUAGGUAUCGACUUUUGCAAUUUUCGUGCGUUAUUGUUACACAUCCGUCUGUAGAUACUUAUUCUACUGCUAUGAGGAGUUUCUGCUCUAAAGAUCUUGCUAUCAACUUCCAUCCAGCUGCUAUUCCAACUAGCUUGAUACUAACUAUGUCUGUGAAAAAUUGCAGUGAGGAAUUAGAUCAAGUUAGUUUGAUUCAAAUAUCUUGCAUUAGUAAAAACUGGUGUCUUUUACCUUCUGAGGAAACUUGUAGAAGAAAUCUGUCUGUGAUACAUUCUGAAGAGUCUUUGAUGUUGAGCUUGAAAGCAAUUGGGUUUGAUCCCAAAACAACAGUUUCUAGUCAAAGGAUUAAAGUUUUUUCACAUAUUUCACUGGGAAGAGUAGAGGUUGAUAAUAGUUCCACACCAUGGCUAGAUUUCAGCCAGAAGUCUGGUUUAGAUCUUGGUACUAUUAUUGCUUCAGAGGUUGAUACUAAAGCUGUUCUUUUUCCAAAAGAUAUUUAUAAACUUGAAAUUGAACAAGAUAUCAUCAUUUUACUUGUUAUUAUUUGGAAGGCAAAAAUUAUUAAAGAUGGAAAAGAAGAAGUGAUAAUAGGAUUACAACAUGUUCCUAUUUAUAAUCUUGCACCUUCUACAGUGGAAUUGAAAGCAACUUCAGAGUUAGAAGAAGCUGCUGCAGAAAAUCAGGAGGUAGAUGUGGAUCAAGCAUUGAUGAAUGUGCCUUCUGAGUUAGUCAUAACAUCUAUGUUAAAAUGUGCAUUGAAUCAUUCGUUUUGUGUUCAACAUGAUUUUAGUAAUGAAAAGUGUGUAGCAGUUCCUAUUGAAUUUAUUGCUCAUAAUACUAGUGAUACAGAACUAAGCAUUAUUCUUGACAAUUCUUCUCAUCCAGACAGAAAUAUAAAUGCUUCUCUACCUGGAGAUAGUUACAAUCAGAUACCUCAACGAUUUACGUGGGUUGGAGGAAGUAAGCGUGAGUUUUCAUUAAAGCCUCAUACUUCUGUGCAGCUCUUACUAGAAACUUUGUUUUGGGAUCCAGGAACUUAUAACCUGAGUAGUAGUGUGAACAUUUUAGUGAAUAGUGGUAAAGAUAAUCUAUCCGUUUAUCCAAUGCCUCUACAUUUAAUUAUGAUAAACUCGAUUAAUGGUACAUAGCAAUAAUAGAAGAACUAUGUUGAAGUUUAUGUAAUUAUAUAAAAUAAUUGUACUAUUUGAGUUGUAAAAAUGAUCAAGUCAUUGAAAUGUUUUUAUGUACAUAUUGAGCUAGAAAUUAUGUACAAGAUGAGUUGUCCAUUUCAUUGUUUAUUAAUAAGUAAAAAAAAUUCAAAUUUAUUGUUAGAUUCUCUAAAAAAAGAGUGAUAUACGUGAUUCCAGAUUCCUUCAUUAAUGUUAAUCUCAGAAUAUUUAUCUUUAAAAAGAUUUAAAGUUUUGUAAAGUUUUAUUCAAAUAAAUCAUAACCAUAAUUUUUGUCAUAAGCUUUUUAAACUGUCAAAGUUUGUUUACAUAUUGCUUUGUUUUAAUAGAUGUUUUAUGAAAUAGUAGAUAUGUUAUGGAUAAAGAAAGUAUGACUGUUAAAUCUUGGUGCAACUGGUUAGGUGUAAGUAGGGGAUACCAGUCCUAGUCUGUUAAAGCCCGAAGAAUCUCCGUUUCUAAUUUUAACCGACUAAAACUAGGUAAAAACCUAAUUGGUUGAUGACCGAAGUUAUGUUGUUGUAUAUGUUCAGAAA